AUGAAGUCUUCGUCGAUUCCAUACCGCUAUUCUCAGCUGCAAAGCUCGCGAAACGAAAUCCGGUUGGUCCAGCUGCACCCCGGCACUUUCUCCGACGACAUUCACCUCAGUAUAUUGCAUGUAUUUCUUCGGCCAUCAGACGAGUCCGCACCAAAGCUUAGCUUAGAGAAGUUGAGAGCGACGCUACCGCCGGACUGGGAGGUUCAUGAAGAUACAGACCAGAAGAUUCUUUUCUAUUAUGAAGAUUCAGAUGGAAACUGCAAGUCUACAUGGACACAUCCUGAUCCCAACAUUGAUCCCAAUCAAUACACAGCCCAGCCCAAGAAGUCUGAGGGAUCCCGCUACGAAGCCUUGUCGUACACCUGGGGAUCGAGGGUAGACGACGAAGUGAUCUACGUGAUACCUACACAUGCAUCCACGUCGAAGGAGCCGGCGACAGAGCUUCAAAUUGGCCACAACCUCGCCCUCGCGCUUCGGCACCUCCGAUAUGAGGACCGUGUCCGCAUUAUUUGGGCCGACGCAAUCUGCAUCAACCAGCAGGAUCAAUCCGAGAGAGAGGAGCAAGUCAAGCGCAUGUCAUACAUUUACAAACAAGCGGACCAGGUAGUUGUCUGGCUUGGGUCUGGGUCCGACAAUAGCGGCCUCGCGAUGAAGACCCUCAGCUAUAUAGGAGAGCAAGUCGUGACAACGAUGGACAGUUGGAUAAUAGCAUCCCCCGAGGCGGUUGAACCAGACUGGUGCUAUUCCGCCGUCGGGUUGCCUUAUGAUUCUGAUACCUUUAUUGCCGUCAACUCCUUCCUCAGUCGCGAUUGGUUCAAUCGCGUAUGGAUCUUGCAAGAGAUCCAUCUCGCAAGCAAUGCAAUCUUGCAGUGUGGGUUUGACCAAAUGUCAUGGACACAUUUUCGUCGCUCCAUUGUGCUUCUAUGGACCAAGUUCAAUGCAUGCCCGUCUCUCUCUCGGCCCAGAAUAGCAUUCGUUGAGCCUCUCGUUAAUCCAAUACAGUCUAACACUCCAAUUUCGUUAAUCCUUCGCCUCACCAACAAGAGAGAAUGCGCGGAUCCCCGGGACAUAAUCUACGGCGUUCUCGGUCUCUUUCACGAGGAUUUCAAAAAGAAUAUCCAUCCUCAGUACUCUUUACCAGCUGAAGAUAUUUAUACUUCGUUCGUUCGCUCCCACAUUAGACAAGUCAACAAGUUAGAACUCCUCCGAUACUGCCGUCCGGGAUACCGUACGACUCCUAUUCCGUCAUGGGUACCAGAUUAUAGCAAGAAAGACUGGGUCAAACCAGCUGAAUGGCAGUUCUGCUCGGGAUACUCCGCCUGCCACGUGGUGUUCCGCGAGCCUAAUAUACUUGAUGCUGAGGGCGUCUACGCUGCCACGAUCCGGUCUGCCCAUGAUCCUAUACCAAAUUAUCGACACGAGGCAGCUCACAUUGAGCUUCUCGACUCAACCUCUGCCGUUCGGAACUUGCUUGGUCUUGACUUUUCCGGAAAGAGCGUGGGAGCAGAGAGCCAGCAGGAUAUAUUUGCUCGAACAAUCACCGGGAACUAUCUUAAAGACCGGUUUCCAGAACCCCGGGUCGACACCCUGGAGCAGUGGAAGGAACGGAUCCAAACGAAGGAUGACAUUUUCGGGGAAAACCUCACGUUUCAAGAGGAAUAUUCCUUGGGCAUACUUCUUGGUCGAACCUACUUAACAACGGAAGAAGGCUAUAUCGGGCUUGGGCCUCCGGAUGCACAACCAGGUAUGAUCCAUGCUCCACCUUAG
Molecule: messenger RNA, 1767 nt
Organism: Penicillium longicatenatum
Lineage: Eukaryota; Fungi; Ascomycota; Eurotiomycetes; Eurotiales; Aspergillaceae
Exons: 1
Coding region: 1-1767 (588 amino acids)
Source: RefSeq, a predicted model, not a curated record